AUGAUUUACAGCGAUGAUCCUUCAAAUCGUGUUAAGUUUCAACUUUAUGAACUUUGUAAAUAUUAUUUUUUCUUUCAUAUAGCAGAGAGGUUUCAUUUACCAACUGCAAAAACUAUCAACGCAAUAGGUUUCGAAAAUUCGUUUAUGAAGAUGGAUCGCAACUUCUGUUGGCAUGCGAAGUUUCAAUAUCAAGCUUUAAUGGUAGUCAAGCACCUAUGUAGGUAG
Molecule: messenger RNA, 225 nt
Organism: Clunio marinus
Lineage: Eukaryota; Metazoa; Arthropoda; Insecta; Diptera; Chironomidae
Source: the annotation of a GenBank genome assembly